AUGUCAACGAAGAAAAACAAAGGAAAAUCAAAAAAAUCAAGCGAAGGAGAUAAUACAAGUGUAAUAAAAGAUGGCUCUCUGAAUGCAGAUGACUUGGAUGGUUCUGGUUUGGGAGGAAGCAGCAAGGGCACAGUAACAGUAAUCGACUUCAUAGAGAAAGUGGAUGAGAAGGUGCCUAAAAGAUGCAGGUCUGUAUUGGUCCAGCUGAGCUUAAACACUCUGAAGAAUGUUAAUGCUUGCAUCGGCCAUCCUGUCCUUCUCUCCAGCUCUACAGGCCGACAUGAGGUGUGUGUGGCCUGGCCGGCUGCCUCAUUCCCUGGCCGCAGGGUGGGCCUACUGCAGAGCACUCAAAGAAGUCUGGGGGUAAAACCAGGAGAUGGAGUUAGGCUACAGCCUGUUACGGGGCCUGUACUACAGGCAGAGGAGGUCCAGCUAGCCCUAAGGCAAGAGGAUGAUGCUCUUAAUACAGAAGAAUUCACCAAUUUCCUCCUGAGAUCUCUGGAUGGAAGGAUCGUAUUGCCUGGGAAUAUUCUCUCGCUGACAUAUUUUGGGCGUAGCUGCAGUUUGAGCGUGGAGCGUAUCAGAGGUGUGGACGGAAUCACGUUAGAGAAAGACAUCCACCUCACUGAAACCUCCACCUCCCUCUCAGCCCAGAACUCCUUACAUGAAUAUACCUCUCCAGAUCUCUCUGUACAGCUCAGCAAACUCCAGCUGGAGGAGGAGGAGAACUGUGGUCCAGCAGCCAGUACCCCAAAUCGGCCCCAGGCCCCCUCACCCACUGUGCCGUACAGCCCAGCCACGCCUUCCCAAAUGCCUAUAAGCCCAGAACAACAAGUUCAUAGAUCCGGGGACAAAAGACAAGCCUUCUUAGAACAGCCUCACGGUGAUUCCUCACUAUCAGCUCCCCCUGGUGGUCGCUCAGGAACUGAUACAUUUUACCACGUCUGCUCCUCCACAACCAAGCUCUGCUUGUCUGAGAAACCAGGGCAAAGGAAAGAACUGGAAGUUGAAGAGGAACUGAAGGUCACAUACAGCAUGAUUGGAGGACUGGGCAGUCAGCUUGAGGUUAUCAGAGAAACAAUUGAGCUUCCAUUGAAACACCCUGAACUGUUUAAGAAUUAUGGAAUCCCGCCUCCCAGAGGAGUGUUGCUGUAUGGCCCACCGGGCACGGGGAAGACAAUGAUUGGUCGAGCUGUAGCCAAUGAAGUUGGGGCUCACAUGACUGUUAUCAAUGGUCCUGAAAUAAUGAGCAAGUACUAUGGUGAAAGUGAAGCCAGGCUGAGACAAAUAUUUGCAGAGGCGUCACAGAGGCAGCCUGCAAUCAUUUUUAUCGAUGAGCUGGAUGCACUGUGUCCUAAGAGAGAGGGAGCACAGAAUGAGGUGGAGAAACGGAUCGUCGCCUCUCUACUCACUCUCAUGGAUGGGAUUGGCUCAGAAGGCCACAGUGGACAACUGCUGGUUCUGGGGGCAACUAACAGGCCCCAUGCUCUGGACCCUGCACUGCGUAGACCCGGCCGCUUUGAUAAGGAGCUGGAGGUUGGGGUUCCUGGCGUGGCAGAGAGGGUGGAUAUUCUUCAGAAGAUACUGAAGUCCAUGCCUUGCAACCUGAGCACAGAGGAAGUGCAGGAACUUGCUGAGGUUGCCCACGGAUAUGUGGGGGCUGACCUUGCCGCUGUCUGCAAGGAGGCAGGGCUACGUGCACUCAGAAGAGUUCUGGAAAGUGGAUGCCCACCCUCUGACCUCCUGGUGAUGGAGAGAGUGAAGGUCACAUUGACUGACCUUCAGCAGGCCAUGUCAGAGGUCAAACCCAGUGCCAUGAGGGAGGUGGCCAUCGAUGUGCCAAAGGUGCGCUGGUGUGACAUAGGUGGAAUGGAGGAUGUCAAACUGAAACUGAAGCAGGCGGUAGAGUGGCCCCUCAAACACCCAGAGUCUUUCUCCAGGAUGGGCAUCCAGCCACCUAAAGGGGUCCUGCUGUACGGUCCCCCUGGCUGCUCCAAAACUAUGAUUGCCAAAGCACUGGCCAAUGAGAGUCGACUCAACUUCCUGGCUAUUAAGGGCCCAGAGUUACUGAGUAAAUACGUUGGCGAAUCAGAGAGAGCCGUCCGGGAAGUUUUUAGGAAGGCAAGGGCUGUGGCACCCUCCAUAGUGUUCUUUGAUGAAAUUGAUGCACUUGCUGUUGAAAGGGGAAGUUCGUCUGGGUCCAGCGGUGUAGCAGAUAGAGUGUUAGCUCAACUGCUGACCGAGAUGGACGGAGUUGAACAGCUCCGAGAUGUCACGGUGCUGGCUGCCACCAACCGACCGGACAUGAUCGAUAAGGCUUUGAUGAGACCUGGUAGGUUGGAUCGGAUCGUGUACGUGCCGUUACCGGAUGCCGCUACACGACGUGAGAUCUUUACUCUGCAGUUCCGUCAGAUGCCCAUAGCGCAAGAUGUGCACCUGGAUGACCUUGUGACACUUACCGAACGCUACUCAGGGGCAGAGAUAACAGCAGUAUGCAGAGAGGCUGCUCUCCUUGCUCUCCAGGAGGACAUCAAAGCGGAGAACAUCACAUCCAGACACUUUAAGAGCGCUUUGAGUGUGGUCAAGCCCCGAGUUCCAGACUCCCUUCUCCAGUCGUAUAUCAACUACCAGCAGCGGCACUGCAGCCUCAGUGUAUUCUGAUGGACCAGUGGAGAAACUCCAGACCUCCUGUUGGGCUUUAAUGCACACAGGACCGCGUGCAAAACAUCCUG
Messenger RNA from Chanos chanos (milkfish), 2732 nucleotides. RefSeq names its product AAA ATPase AFG2A (gene afg2a). Lineage: Eukaryota; Metazoa; Chordata; Actinopteri; Gonorynchiformes; Chanidae. The record is from RefSeq and is a predicted model, not a curated record. Gene Ontology annotation, molecular function: ATP hydrolysis activity; ATP binding. Gene Ontology annotation, cellular component: cytoplasm.